CGAGGAAGACAAACUCGCCUAGCAACCUAGCAAUGGAGGAAAGUUACAUGACAGACCGGUCCCAAGCUCCUGCAGGGUGAGGGUAGCAUGUUCACAUACGUUGGUUAGUGGACGGCUUGUGUGCAUGAAUUCCUCUGUCGUGGAAACCGUCUGCAUGUAACGAAGGAAACAAAUUUGCUACCUUUAUCACUGUCAUUUUUUUUUGGGGAUUGGCAACGUUUGCGGUUAUCGUUCAGGGUUCACCAUGGACGAAGAGGUGACCGCCAGUUUGCACAAGCACCGAAGAACCACCCUAGAGCGCCUGGAAAAAUACAUCUCAGACACAUACUUCACCGAUGUCAAUCUGAGAGGAAAGCUGUACCCAUUUAAGAAAAAUAUUUCAAAAAUAUCACACUGGAGAGUUCCUGGUGGAGAGGGGAGUUGGCAGCAAUGGAGCUUCAGGCAAAUGCUAACACAGAGUUUCACUCCCAUUAAAGUCGGAGAGUCUUUUGGCCCUACUUGGAGUACUCAUUGGUUCAAGAUUGAGAUAGCUAUUCCUGAGGCAUGGAAAGGCCAGCCAGUCCUGUUUCGAUGGAAAAGUCAGUCUGAGGCAAUGAUAUGGAGCAGAAGUGGAGAGCCCUUACAGGGUUUGUCAACAGGCAUUGGUCAUCAAAUGCGUCCUGACUUUUUGAUUAGCCAAAGUUGGAAUGGUUCUGUGGAGCCUCUCAUUUACUACAUCGAGAUGGCUUGUAAUAAUAUGUUUGGUGCAGGGAAGAACGGCAUGAUCAACCCUGUUGAUCAAGAACGUACCUUUACACUGGAGCUGGCAGAAGUAUGCACUCGCGAUGAGAAAGUGUACAAUCUGUUAAUGGAUCUGGAAGUGUUGCAUGACAUGGCAAAAAAACUGUCUGAAGAUUCUAAGGGCUUUGAGGCUCUUUAUGCUGGUAAUCAAAUCAUCAAUCAUAUUGUCAAAAAUGAGAUGAGACAGGCUCGCCAGAUAGCAAGGACUUUCUUUUCUAAGAUUAAUGGUGCUCGAGCCCAUACUCUGGCACUCAUGGGCCAUUGCCACAUUGACAGUGCAUGGUUGUGGCCAUACUCUGAAACCAAGAGAAAGUGUGCCAGAUCUUGGAUUUCCACCCUGCGUCUGAUGGAGGAAUAUCCUGAGAUGAGGUUUGCUUGUUCACAGGCUCAGCAGUUUGCAUGGGUGAAAGAACAUUACCCAUCCAUUUAUGAGAAGAUAAAGAUACAGGUGAAGGCAGGACGGUUCAUCCCAGUUGGUGGAACGUGGGUGGAAAUGGAUGGCCUCCUUCCCAGUGGAGAGUCAUUCAUGCGGCAGUUCCUCUACGGUCAACUUUUCUUCAUGAGGGAAUUCGGCGUCAAGUGUAAAGAGUUUUGGCUUCCAGAUACCUUUGGUUAUUCUUCCCAGAUUCCACAGAUUUGUCAGCAUUUUGGAAUUAGUCGCUUUCUAACUCAAAAGUUGAGCUGGAGCUUGGUGAACAAGUUCCCUCACCAUAACUUCAUUUGGGAAGGACUGGAUGGCAGCACUGUCCUUGCUCACUUCCCACCUGGAGACUCCUAUGAAAUGAAUGUCAAUGUUGAUGAGGCCAUAAGGACAGUCAAUAAUCUUGAGGACAAAGGUCGUGUCUCCACUUCCGCCUUCCUGUAUGGCUAUGGAGAUGGAGGUGGUGGACCUACGAGAGACAUGCUGGAGCGAGCCAGGCGACUGAAGGAUGUGGAUGGAUGCCCAAAGAUGGAGCACAUGUCUCCCGAUGACUUCUUCCGGCGUUUGGAAUCAGAAAAGCACAACUUGUGUCGCUGGGUGGGAGAACUUUACCUUGAGUUACACAAUGGCACUUACACAUCACAGGCUAACACUAAACGUUUAAACCGCGAGUGUGAAUUUGCACUCAGGGAUGCUGAAUUGUUUCUUGCUAUCACUGCUAUGAAAGGUGGCCUAGACAGGCAAACAAUUUACAGACACCAUGAUGCCCUUGUUGAUGCCUGGAAGAAGGUCCUGCUCAACCAGUUUCAUGAUGUGUUACCGGGAACCAGUAUUGGGAUCGUGUACAAAGACAGUGACCAGCUCUACAGAGAAGCCUUGACUGCUGCUGCAAAGACCAGAGUUGCAUGUUUGCCACACAUAAUGCAUGAGUCUGCCCACCAAGGAUCCAGAGAGCAAGCUGUGGCAGUGAACACUCUCCCUUGGCAAGUGCAUCAGGUCAUCAACCUCAAGGAGGACUGUGAUGAACCAACCAGGAAGCGCAUGCGGGUAGAAGGGGAACUGAAUGAGGCUGCUGGUGGAGGUCACUAUAUUGCCGUAGAAAUGCAAGGCAUUGGGUGGUCAAAACUCACCCCCAUAAACCCCCCAGCUGUGAAAGUUUGGAUGGAAAAAGACACCUUUGUUCUAGAAAACAGCUACAUACGAGCAGAGAUUAACAAAAACGGGCAAGUGACAAGUCUAGUGCUUGCUGACCAGCCAGACCAGGAUGUAUUUAGAACACCAGAUGGGUCACAGUGUACUGGGAAUCAGUUGAUGAUUUACGAUGAUAUUCCUCUGUACUGGGAUGCUUGGGAUACUAUGGAUUAUUACUUGGAAACAGCAAAGAUCCUGAACGAAAAGCAGAGUGGCUGCAUACUGUCUGAAAUACAAGUUAUUGAGAAUACCCCAGUGAUGGUGAGACUAGAAUGGAAAAUGAAGAUUAGUGAGGUCUCCGUCCUUAACCAAGAAAUAUCCCUGUCAGCUGUGAAUCCCUACUUAACCUUCCACACACAUGUAAACUGGCAUGAGAAUCGCAAGUUCCUAAAAGUGGGUUUCAACACAGGCAUCAUUGCACGGGAGGCAGCUUUCGACUCGCAGUUUGGCCACUUGUAUCGUCCUACCCACAUGAACACUUCAUGGGACUCGGCUAAGUUUGAAGUGUGUGGCCACAAAUGGGCCGACCUCUCGGAGUAUAACUUUGGUGUAGCAGUUCUCAAUGACAGCAAGUAUGGUUGGACUGCACGUGGUAGCACGCUAAGCCUCUCCUUGCUGCGGUCACCCAAAGCCCCUGACGACCGAUGCGACAUGGGCAAACACUCGUUCAAAUAUGCUCUUAUGCCCCACAGAGGAACACUCCAGAGUGCUGGUGUGCCUCAGCGAGCAUAUGAAUUCAACACAAAUCUGAUAGUUUUCACAACAAAAUUAUCAAGGGAUAGUGAUAUCAAGGUGGAUUGGUUCAGCGUGAUUGGGGAGGGAGUUAUGAUUGAGGCUGUGAAAUUGGCCGAAGAUAAGACCGGGGACGUUGUGGUGCGCCUGUAUGAAAUGCAAGGGGGAAGCCACAGAAUAUGGUUGAAAGCAACAGCCAUUCCUCCUCCAAAAGGUGUCCAUCUCUGCAAUGGACUAGAAGAAUCCUAUCAGCCACUGCCAUUUGAUGCCAAGCCAGCAAAUGUGGGACAGGAUAAUAAAUACUUCUAUAUACCUCUUACCUUCUCUCCAUUCAAAAUUGUGAAUGUUCGCUUCCGAUAUGCCUAAGUCCCACGUCCAUUUUAUACAAAACAGGAAUCUUUUAAAGUUCCUGGAGAAUUAAGCUAAAUUUUUUGUGUGUCAUACUACUCACUUUUUUUGUGUGUGUCAUACUGAAAUGUUAUCUUUGUGUUAGAUGAAUGAUAAUUAUGGCAAAAGAUUGAGGUUUAUGGGAAAGAUAACUGCCUUUGUUGACUUUUAAGGGGAGAGUGAAGGUUGCAGGAUUGGGAAAAGGUGAUGGGUGACUUUGAAUUAGAUAAUUAAGUUGUCAGCUGUAGUUAUAACAUGUCGGGGGAAUACUAAGGUUUUUGGUAUGGUUGUGUCCAUGUUCAGUAGAACUCUGGACAAAAGCACAAAAAAUUAUGGUCAAUAGGCUAGUGUUAUUCUUUGUAAGAGUAUCAAAAGCGCAAAUUUGUUGUUGAUUUUACUGUUGUUCCUUUAAUUUUUGUAAAAGAUAAGAUGUUUGUUGGUAAUAUGUAUUUUAAAGUUAUUUGGCAUCUGUAAUGUUUUUAUAUUUUUUCUUGUUAAAUAUUUAUCUAAACAACCUUAUUAAAUAUAGAUUUAAUUGUUUGAAGCAAAGAUGGAAAAAUAUGUACAAAAGUGUCUAUCACUCCAGAUUUAUGAAACUUGCAUAACUUAUUCCAGAAAUUUACUGAAACCCGAUUUUUUUAUAAUUAUUUAUUAUUGAUUAUCUUUACAUUUUACUAUUCACUAGUUUGAACUUUUUGUUUAUAUAUGUUUAACUGCCCUGUGGUGUAGAUAUAAAGCCUCGUGUAUUAAUGUUCCAGUUUUACUAACAGUGAAUGAGGUGGAUUCACUUUCACUGGUGUCAUAUAUAAAAUGGUAUCUUUAAAUUAUUUUUUCUUAUAUAAACGUUUGCCAAAACUUUAAACGAAAUGCC
Messenger RNA from Penaeus monodon (black tiger shrimp), 4382 nucleotides. Its product is annotated as alpha-mannosidase 2C1-like. The record is from RefSeq and is a predicted model, not a curated record. Gene Ontology annotation, molecular function: alpha-mannosidase activity; carbohydrate binding. Gene Ontology annotation, biological process: oligosaccharide catabolic process; mannose metabolic process. Bases 245 to 3490 code for a protein of 1081 amino acids. The transcript has 21 exons. NCBI's taxonomy places the organism in Eukaryota, Metazoa, Arthropoda, Malacostraca, Decapoda, Penaeidae.